ACCCGGCGCGAUCAGUCGUGGCCGGUGGUGCCGGAGGCCAAAGACUCUCUCAUCGCGAGGGUAGUAGACGCGCGUCGCAUUUUCCGCCGGACCUCUUCCGCUCUCGGGUAUACUUAUCUGUGUCCUCCUCACCCUCCCCCUCACGCCCCCGUUGUCCCGUACCUCCGCCGCCACCCCCGUCGCAAUCCGCCGCGCGAUAUCUGAACGUCGCCGGCUUUUAGAUCGGCCGCGCGCCGCGUAUGCACCGCGUGCACUACUCGCAGCAGCAUCGCCGUCACCGACCCCGCGACGACACGCCGCUCGUUCUCGUCGUCGAACACCAUCGCUACCGGUUUCCUGCAUCGCGCGCUGUGCACGUCGUCGCCGACGACGACGACGACGACGACGACGACGACGACGACGAUAGCGACGAGGAGAACGUCGGCGGCGGUGACGACGACGACGACGACGACGACGACGACGACGACGACAACGACGACGACGAUCCGGCAACAGCCCGACGGCACCGCGACACGAUCACGAGAAUCAGGGUGACGCUGAAACAGACGUGCAUUCUUCUUCGAGGACUAGGCGCGCCGAGCCGCUCGGUCGAGCGUGGAAUUCGACCACAAGAUCGAAGGAUGCUGGCCCGCUACCUAAUCUUCGCAGGUGCAGCUGCUGUAGUAACGUCCGCAGGCGGGCACGGCUUCGACGCGCACCUACGCGGCCCCAGUUUCGUACUGGAACCGCCGUCGAGGAUUGAAUUCUCGAAUUCCAGCGGCGCCUGGUUGGACUGUACGGCUUCCGGAAGUCCGCCGCCCAACAUCGACUGGUCCACCACGGACGGGCAUCCGGUGAACGAUGUGUCGGGCGUGCGAAGAGUACUCAGAAAUGGUACCCUGGUGCUCCUGCCAUUUCCGGCCGCGGCCUAUCGGCAGGACGUUCAUAGCGCCGCGUACAGAUGCGUCGCGAGCAACACCGUCGGCAGAGUGCUCAGUCGCGAUGUACAAGUCAGAGCAGUGGUGGCUCAGGCAUACAAAGUCGAGGUGGAGGUGACGGGGGGCGCAUCGAGGGGAUGCACCGCAAUAUUACGCUGCAUCAUACCCAGCUACGUCAAAGAUUUGGUGCGCGUCGUAUCCUGGCUGCACGAACCUUCAUCCUACAUAUACCCCUCGCUACAAGGAGAUGGCAAGUUCCACCUGCUUCCCACGGGAGAGCUUCUGGUGCACAGCCUCGAGUUCAGCGACCAGCUGAACGGCUACAGAUGCCGCACGAUGCACCGUCUCACGAGACAAGUGGUCGUUAGCUCUAUAGCCAACAUUAGGAUAGCAGAUCAUAGAGGCGUAAUGCCUCCCGUGAUACUCGAAAACUCCGGUGUCGUUCACGUCGCCCAGGACGAAUCGACGUCGUUAGUCUGCGUGGCGCAAGCCUGCCCCUCGCCCGAGUAUCGGUGGUACGCGCAAACAGGAGCAGAGCCAAUGUUGGUACUCUCCGGACCCAGAACCAGACUUCUCGGUUCCGUGCUGGCCAUCGAGGCCGUAACGUUAGAGGACAGCGGGGUAUAUCGCUGCUCCGCUUCCAAUCCUGGUGGCGAGGCGAGCGCCGAGAUCAGGUUAAUCGUGACGGCGCCUUUGCACGUGGAAGUGACGCCUCCGUUGCUCAGUGUUCACUUAGGAGGCAACGCCGAGUUCAGAUGCGAGGUUGGCACGCAUCCGCAGGCUGGACCGCACUUUAUCACGUGGUACAAGGACGGUCGGCAACUUCCAGGGUCGGGAAGGCAAUCGGAAUUAUUAAAGCUCAACGGAAUCGGAAGGGAGGAUCGCGGCAUGUAUCAAUGCAUUGUGAGAAGGUCGGAAGGCGAUACCGCUCAAGCAUCGGCGGAAUUACAAUUGGGCGACGCGCCGCCUGUGCUGCUGUACUCGUUCAUCGAGCAAACUCUCCAGCCAGGACCCGCCGUGUCCUUAAAAUGUUCCGCAGCGGGAAAUCCUACACCUCAGGUAUCAUGGGCGUUGGACGGUUUUCCCUUACCGACUAAUGGAAGGUUCGUCAUUGGCCAGUACGUGACGGUGCAUGGCGACGUAAUAUCCCACGUCAAUAUAAGCCACGUCAUGGUGGAAGACGGAGGUGAAUAUUCCUGCACUGCCGAAAAUCGCGCGGGAAAGGUGACACAUGCUGCGCGACUGAACGUAUACGGGCUUCCGUAUAUACGCCUGAUCCCGAAAGUAACCGCGGUCGCCGGCGAAACUCUCCGUUUAAAGUGCCCGGUGGCCGGAUAUCCGAUCGAGGAAAUCAAGUGGGAGAGAGCCAAUCGCGAAUUACCGGACGAUCUGCGUCAAAAGGUGCUCCCGGACGGCACCCUGAUGAUCAGCAGCGUGCAGAAGAAAGGCGACGCCGGGGUGUACACCUGUUGGGCUAGGAAUAAGCAAGGUCACAGCGCCAGGAGAUCCGGAGACGUCGCAGUGAUCGUUCCCCCCAAAAUUAGCCCGUUCACGGCAGAUCGCGACCUGCAUCUCGGCGAACGCACCACCCUGACGUGCUCGGUGACCAGAGGCGAUCUGCCGCUGUCUAUCACGUGGCUCAAGGAUGGACGUUCGGUGGGGCCGUCGGAGCGCGUCACUGUCACCAAUAUGGACCAGUACAAUAGCAUACUGAUGAUUGAAAGUUUAUCUCCAGAUCACAACGGCAACUACUCGUGCGUGGCCCGUAACGUGGCCGCAGAGGUAUCGCACAUGCAGCGGCUUGUGGUUCAUGUACCCCCUAUUAUUGAGCCAUUUACGUUCCAAGAGGGACUAUCCGAGGGGAUGCGGACGCGGACGGUGUGCGGGGUCGCGGCGGGAGAUCCACCCUUGACCAUAUCCUGGCUGAAAGACGGCCAAAGUCCCUUUCCCUUGCCGCCGAAUCUGGCAUCCGUCGCAAACGUCUCCCAACUGGAUCCCUACUCGAGCCUCCUCAGUAUAACGAAUCUCGCGGCCGAGCACUCCGGCGACUAUACCUGCGUCGCCGCGAACCCCGCCGCCGAGGUCAGGUACACGGCCAAGCUACAGGUAAAAGUGCCACCCAGAUGGAUCGUCGAGCCGACCGACGUGAGCGUCGAGAGGAAUCGUCACGUCGCGCUGCACUGCCAGGCGCAGGGCGUCCCGACGCCGACGAUCGUGUGGAAAAAAGCAACCGGAAGCAAAGCCGGUGAUUACGAGGAGUUGCGCGAAAGAACGUAUACCAAGAUCCUGAGCAACGGCACUCUAUUGUUGCAACACGUGAAAGAAGACAGGGAGGGCUUCUACCUGUGCCAUGCGAGCAAUGGCAUUGGGAGCGGUCUGGGCAAAGUCGUGCAGUUAAAGGUCAAUUCGUCACCGUAUUUCGCGGCACCGUCGCGGCUUGUUACCGUAAAGAAAGGAGACACGGCGACAUUACACUGCGAGGUACACGGCGAUAAGCCGGUUACCGUUACCUGGCUGAAAGGCGGUAAAAGCGAGCUGAAUCCCUCGACGAAUUACCGCGUCGCAGUGAAGCAGGAAGUAACGCCGGACGGUGUCAUCGCGCAAUUGCAAAUCUCAUCGGCGGAAGCCGCUGACAGCGGUGCGUACUUCUGCCAGGCGAACAAUCUUUACGGCCGCGAUCAGCAGCUGGUGCAACUCCUCGUACAAGAGCCGCCCCAACCGCCGACCGCCUUGGAAACUGCCAUGGUGGCCAGUCGUAGCAUUAACGUUAAGUGGCAGCAUAAGUCGCAGGACACCAGCGAGGUCACCAAGUACAUCCUCCAAUACAAAGAGGGCGAGGGCGGAAUAUGGCAGCAACAAGAGUUUACCGGACCACCCUUGCCGUACGCGGCACUAAUCGAUGAUUUAAAACCCGCCACGAGAUACACCAUACAUGUAAUAGCGGAAGGUCCAGCUGGGCGAUCUGUUCCCUCACCGGAGCUCAUUGUCAGAACCGAGCCGCAGAAACCAGCUGGUCCGCCAAUGAAUCUCGCAGCCAGAUCUCUCUCCUCGUCCGAGAUACUCGUUACUUGGUCACCGCCAUUGCUUGAGCUUCGUCACGGUGACAUACAGGGCUUUAAUGUCGGUUACAAGGAAACGAGCUCGAACAACCCAUCGUACAACUUCAGCUCCGUCUCGGGCGAUGGUGAGGAAGGCGGCGGAGAGCUUCGACUUACGGGUCUUAGGCCGUACACCAGAUACACUCUCGUCGUCCGUGCUUACAAUCAGGUUGGGCCAGGACCUCUGUCCGAACCUCUGAUCACGCAAACCUUGGAAGACGUUCCCAGCAUGCCACCGGAUGACGUGAGAUGCGCCGCACUCACCUCUCAGUCCUUGCAAGUGUCUUGGCAACCCCCGCCUAGCAGUCAUAGUAACGGCAUUAUCCAAGGCUACAAAUUGAAUUACGAACCGAUUUUGGCGGAUGCGUGGCGAGGGGUAGACGAGAUGGAGGUUCGUAAAACAAGCGCCCUGACAACGGUCCUAACUGGACUUAGACGGUACACCAAUUACACUAUCCAGGUUUUGGCUUAUACCAGAAUUGGCGACGGUGUGCCUUCCGCGACGAUUUACUGCCAGACGGAGGAAGACGUGCCGGGUAGUCCAGCUGAUAUCAAGGUUGUCGUGAGUUCACCGCAGGCUCUCUUCAUCUCAUGGCUACCGCCGCUCGAGCCAAACGGAGUUAUUACGAAAUACAAUCUUUACACAAGAGUUGUCGACGGACGGGAGGAGCUCAAUCACGGCAAGAAGACGUUACCGGCGACGAGCACGUUUUUUGAGGCGACUGACUUGCAGCAACACGUAGAGUAUCAAUUCUGGGUGACUGGCAGUACUCGGAUGGGCGAGGGCCAGAGUUCGAGGGUGGCGGCGCAAGUGCCGACGAAUCGAGUGCCAGCCAGGAUCACGUCCUUCGGCGGGCACGUGGUGCGUCCGUGGCGGGGUUCGGUGACUUUGGCGUGCAACGCGGUCGGGGAUCCGACAAGGGACUGGUACAAGAGUACGACGGAACAGAUACGUACCGAUUCUACCAGGAACGUGCAGAUCCUUACGACCGGGGAGCUCGUGUUGUCGAAUCUGCAGUCGCAAGACAGCGGGAAUUAUACCUGUCAAGUGGAGAACUCCCAAGGCAGCGACAAGCUACACUACACCCUCACGGUGCAAGUUCCGCCCAGUGCACCUGUGUUGUACGUAACCAGCUCUACCUCGAGCAGCGUGUUAUUACAUUGGAAAUCUGAGCAUAACGGCGGUGCGCCUUUGACGGGCUAUACAUUGUAUUACCGAACUACUCACGGAACCCUUGAUGAGUUACAGUUAUCUCGCCAUGCUACUAGUCACGAAUUAAAGGGGCUCCUGUGCGGUAACACGUAUCAGUUGUAUUUGACAUCGCAUAAUAAAAUCGGCAACAGUCCGUCGUCGCCGGUGCUUUCGGUUCGAACUCAAGGCCAAGCUCCGGGAAUUCCACCGUCAGCCGCUUUCCUCAAUCCAAACUCCACCACUCUGGUGCUACGAUUGCACGUCUGGCCCGACAAUGGUUGCCCAAUAAAGUACUUCGUUAUUCAGUACAGGCCGGUAAAUGAGUUUCAUUGGACCCUGGUGUCGAACAAUAUCAAGAUGCAACGGCGAUUCGUCGUAACAAAUUUAACACCUAGUUCGGUCUAUCAACUCAAAGUCGAGGCUCAUAAUGUGGCCGGCAGCAAUCAGGCGGAAUUCACAUUUAUUACUUUGACAAAAGAAGGUGAAGUACCGCCACCAGGGCUGUCAAAGCCCGGUAUGACGUCGACUAUGUCGUUUUAUACGGAUAUUAAAGUGUUACUGCCGUUGCUCAUUGCUACUAUCGCGUUGGUCGCCGCAGCGGUGAUCGUCGCCUUUCGCUGGAAAAACAAAAUUGGAAGAGUUAAUGGAAGAAUGCGUUUGCCAGGAUACUUGGGAGGUCAAAUGCAACGGCCGAUGAAAGAGUCGCAGGAGAAUCAACAGAAUGCAGAAACGCAACGAGAACGUUAUUACGCCACGAUACAUAAAGUGGCAUUGCAACAAGCGGCGAAUACGGGCACGGGGCCCGACAAGAUUCCAGGUGAACCUUUGUUACGAUAUGGACAACCAUCAGAGACAGCGGAGGACAUUUCGCCGUACGCUACGUUCCAGCUUUCGGAGGGUGGCGGGGGAAGCCUGGCAGGGUUGGGCGCGUUGGGCGGACUGGGAGGCGCGGCGGAGGCCACGGCGGCCGGUCUCCACCCGAACAACACCCUUCUGCACAGCUUCAUGUAUCACGAGCACGCCAUGACCGAAGGGUGCGCGAGCCCUCCACCGGCGGCGACGAGCAUGAAGAGCGUGUCGUCGAGAAGGCGACAGCAGAGAAAGCAGCAAACCCCAGGCGAUGUCGAGAGCGACGAGAGCGAGUCUGACCCGGACCAACUGAUCAGCUCGCGCACGGAAUCGUCGAAUCAGCUGGACGCUGGGAAAUUAAAACAUAUUCGCGCAGUCUCGGACUUUAUCUAUCACGGCACGUCGAGCACAUCUUCGGACAUUUCUCCCAUGUCGGAACAGAAGUCACUGCCACGGAGGGGGCGAUCAAGAUGGCAUGUUCCCAGCAGGAGCUCUCUACGCACACUACUACCGCCGAUCUCGGUCGCGGAGACCGCGUUCGUCGGUGGCAAUCAGGGGGCGGUUGUGCCCACGCCGGGGAACGGGGACCGACCGGAGCUCAGCGAGGCUGAGUGCGACAUCGAUUCCCUGAAGAAGCUGAAAUUGGGGCUGCGGAGCUCUCUAUGGUCGCGGCCGAGCACUCAAAAUAAUCCCUCCUCGGAUUACUCCAUCGCUGUCUAAUCUGUUUCCCGGAUGUCACAACCCCCACGAUAGCUUCCAUUUUUCUCUUAACCCCGUGGGCCAAAGAUUAGAUAAAUUGAUCUCUUCCCUUCGUGUCUCGUCGAAAAUUUUCUCGUGGCCAUUCGUAGGGCCACUCGACUGCCACAUCUUCUGUCGACGAUAGAUAAAUAAUUAUAUUCGGCUCGUUAACGACGAUCGAGGAAGAGGCAUGCAUAAAUUAAGAUCGCGGGAAAGAUCGAGGCAACGAGGAAAGACGAGUAUAGAAGAACAUACGUGCGCACAUAGAGUCAAAUAAAAAAAGACGAUUUCUCGACACAUAAAAAAAUUUUAAUCCUAGACAUUUUUAAAUUACGUUAUUAUUGAUCAAUUUACAAAAUAAAAAAAUUUUUCAUUCCAUAAAUAUUGACUUUACAAUACAUAGGUAACGAUGUAACACCCUGUAAAAUUGUUCUUCUAUAGACGUGUUUCUUCGUUGAUCGAGCCAAGAGAGCUAGUCGAAAGUAUCUAUAACUAGGGGGCGGUUGUCCUCUUCCUUGUUUACGCGCGACGCGAGAUAACACACGUGCGUGGAGUGCGUGGAGUGCGUGAGUGAUCGAGUCCGAGUGCGUGGAUGAUCGUCGAAUCGCGUGUACGAAUGCGUGCCAAAACGACAAUUUGCUCAGACCGCUGCGAGUCGUUUCGCCGGCGGGCGAUCCAUUCGAGACCAAAGACUUAAUCGUACGAACAGAGCACGGAAAAGUACCUCGCGUAUCAUGAACAAGAGAGAUGGCAAGCUGCAUCUGUUUCUAUUCGAAAAAUUCCUUUUCAUUUAUAUCACUUUUAUAUCAUUGUUUUGUUUAAUCCUUCCCUGUAAUUUUCAUCAUCAUAUAUGCAUAUCGUAUAUAUUAUUAUAUAUUACAUUACGAUAUUAUAAGAUACAUGUAUUAAAUUUGCAAGACUGCAAGAGAUUUUAAUUCAUUCAUUUAUACAAAAUAUUUGAUAUCGAAAAUCAUUAUUUCUUUAUUAUUUUAUUUCUCGUUAUAUUAAUUAAUCGCUAUUCAUAUCUGAUCAUUAUAUUAUUUAUUACUAUAUUUAGUUCUUUUUUUGGUCUAUUAAUUUUUUUUUUUUACGUGUUUACAUUUCGUUCACAUUAUUGACAUUUAAUAAGACUUUCUUUCCCAUUUUCGAUAAAUAUUGUAUGAAGCAGCUCUCGCCAUCCUGAAAAUUAUGCUCGUCUGUGUUCGGUGUGCGCAUGUUAUGCGCACGAAUCGGGAUGAGAACGGAUCGGAAAGGAGAAGAGACCGGACUUCCGAGUCCUCUAAAAAGCGGAUCGUUGACGGUUGGGCUCUGUUGCAUUGUAAAGUUUAUAUACGUACGAAUAUAGUACCGUUGAUUACUUUAAGUCCGUUAUUAAACCUAAGACUUCUAUGUAGAACGUUUACCUGUACGCGGAGCGCGUUACGAUCGGAGGGAUCGAGUACGAGGCUAAUCGUAGCGGUCUCGUUUUUCCCGCUCUGUAAAAAGAUUUUCGGCCGGGACGCUUGAAGGGAGAGCCGCCGCGAGCUCUCCCUUUUUCAGAUCUCUCUCUCUCUCUCUCUCUCUCUCUCUUUCUCUCUCUUUUGUAAUGUCGUGCACCUUCGAGACUUUGUGAUCCGAUGCGACCAAUCUUACUAUUAUGCAAUAAGUCGUACCUCCUUUUCAGACUGAACACGAAAGUACUACGAAAAAAAAUUGCCAUUAGAUUUAAUUAAUAACGCGCGCAUCCUGCUGCGCCGCGAGCUUCCAAUAUGUCCACGACACUGCCAUUCCGCAGACUACCUAUCGCGAUCUGAACGGUCAAACUGAGAUCACUUUAUACAUUUCGGAACAAAAAGAAAAAAGAAAUACGUUUUUGUAACUUUUAUCCAGAUCAUAGUGACGUUUUUUAAGUAAAGGAAAACUGUUUGGCCCUUUUUCUUCCGCCAACAAACUCUAGUUAAGUAUGGACUGUACGAAUGUUUCAUAUUCAGAUUCAGACCUCUGUGAUGGCGUACGUACUUCUUAGUUAAUUUCAGCGCGAAGGAAGCUGCUCUGAAUUUAUUGUACACUACUGUACAUGUCGACCUUACGAAAAAGAGAAGGAUUAAGGGAUUAAAAAAUUCUAGUCAUGCCAUAAUGUUAAGUGACGUUUAGAAUUUUCGGUUUAUUGCAAGGUAAUGCUGAUAAAUUAAGAAAAGUUGUGCGCGACACUACGAAGACGAGGCAGUAGAUAAUGCGUAUGUAGAGAAUACAAUAUCGUUUGAGUGUACACGGGCAUCGGGACGCGUGUAUUACAGGCACGCGUACGUUAAUGUAUAUAAAGGAAGCACGUCAAUCAAACUCGUAGUGUUCGAUUAAAUUCGAUAGAGCAAUCUUCGAAGAGGACGAAGUGCGAUUCGCCGUCUUAUUCUUGGUGCGGUUGCCGGACAUUUUCGCCGAUACGAUUUUUGUACAGUUUUUCUUGCGUCACGGACCGACCGAGUUCUGUCAGUAUCUUGCCGUAAACCUUUCAGGGACCAGUUUGCUUCGUUGUCAUAAUCGUGUAAGACAUAAUCGUCUAAUAUAUAAAAGUAUUCAAUGACUGAUCAACGAUCUCGAACAAGCCCGAUCAACGAAUUUUUUACUAGGCAAUUUUUCACAAAGCUAAUUUAGAUUAUUUGUAGGCGGAAUCUCGCCAUUUAUCCGAUUGCAAUUUGAUACUUAAAGAUCUCGUCGCGCUAAGGUACUUUUGGUCGAUUUUUACAUUAUAUACCGCGAAAAAUUACACGGUCCUCGAAGGAUGACAUGCAGUGACACAACUCGGUGCAUCCUCCGUCACCAUAUGCGAUAAUCCCUACAGCUCGAAGAAUAUACCUUAAUUGUUGCGUCUACCUGUAUGUGGAUGGAGGGGGCGAGCGAACAAAUCAAAUGGACAAUUGUUACUGUAACUACGAUUAAUUAAACGUCGUUAUAGAGGGAGGGAAAGCUUAUACCGGCGCGAGUGUGGCGCGGACGGUCCAAUCAGUGGCGCGAGAUUGCGCAAAAGUCAUCGCAAAAGAGUUCCGUGAAACGAAAGGAAGCUCGCAAAUUCUUUCUCCGUUCUGCGAUCGGAGGUUGUACGAUUAAAACGAAUUGUCGAUUAAAUUUAAACUGUAUUAAAUCUGUGGUACGGCAUUUCGACGAUGCAUUGUGUCGAUCGUAGAAUCGAUUAAAUAAAUUGAUAUCGUGUAAAGUAA
This is a messenger RNA of Solenopsis invicta (red fire ant), 9988 nucleotides long. RefSeq names its product Down syndrome cell adhesion molecule-like protein Dscam2 (gene Dscam2). The transcript is spliced from 31 exons. Gene Ontology annotation, cellular component: plasma membrane; axon. Gene Ontology annotation, biological process: axon guidance; homophilic cell-cell adhesion; dendrite self-avoidance. The coding region runs from base 240 to 6776 and encodes 2178 amino acids. The record is from RefSeq and is a predicted model, not a curated record. NCBI's taxonomy places the organism in Eukaryota, Metazoa, Arthropoda, Insecta, Hymenoptera, Formicidae. Gene Ontology annotation, molecular function: cell-cell adhesion mediator activity.